This is a messenger RNA of Fukomys damarensis (Damara mole-rat), 1187 nucleotides long. It is a transcript of the gene Sult2b1, whose product is annotated as sulfotransferase family 2B member 1. Gene Ontology annotation, molecular function: sulfotransferase activity. The record is from RefSeq and is a predicted model, not a curated record. Gene Ontology annotation, cellular component: cytoplasm. NCBI's taxonomy places the organism in Eukaryota, Metazoa, Chordata, Mammalia, Rodentia, Bathyergidae. The transcript has 7 exons. The coding region runs from base 81 to 1121 and encodes 346 amino acids. Gene Ontology annotation, biological process: sulfation.
CCUGGCGCUCGCUGGGCGACAGACGCGGGCUGCGCACAACUGGCCGCCAGCUCCUCUGCUCCUGCCCUUCACCCACCGCCAUGGACGGGCCCGCAGCCGGGGUGAUGUUGGACAAGUUGGUGCAGGUCUCGGAGAUGAGCACAAAUUUUUCGGGCGAAUACUUCAAGUACAAGGGCGUCCUCUUCCCCAUCGGCCUCUACUCACCAGAGAGCAUCAGCCUGGUUGAGAACACCCAGGAUGUGCGGGACGACGACGUCUUCAUCGUCACCUACCCCAAGUCAGGCACCUCCUGGAUGAUCGAGAUCCUCAGCCUAAUCCUGAAGGACGGGGAUCCCUCCUGGAUCCGCUCGGUGCCCAUCUGGGAGCGCUCGCCCUGGUGCGAGACAGUCAUGGGUGCCUUCACCCUCCCGGACCAGCCCAGGCCGCGCCUCCUGAGCUCCCACCUCCCCGUGCACAUCUUCCCCAAGGCCGCUUUCGACACCAAGGCCAAGGUGAUCUACCUGGGCCGGAACCCCCGAGAUGUCCUGGUGUCCUUCUACCAUUACGCCAAGAUUGCCCGGCAGCUGAAGGACCCCGGCACGCCCGACCAGUUCCUGCAGGACUUCCUCAAAGGCGAAGUGCAGUUCGGCUCCUGGUUCGACCACAUUAAGGGCUGGAUCCGGAUGCAGGGCAAAGAGAACUUCCUGUUCCUCACCUACGAAGAGCUGCAGCAGGUGGGUCCCCCGGGCCACGCCCCCCCACCCCACGCUCCCUCGCCAGCCACUGUGGACUCGGAAUGGAGCCCGGUGCAGGGAAAUCAGUCGAAUCCGGAGAGAUCCGUGGUGGCGCACUCGGCCUUCGGCGCCAUGAAGGCCAACACCAUGUCCAACUACACGCUGCUGCCUUCCUCGCUGCUGGACCACCGCCUCGGGGCCUUCCUGCGCAAAGGGGUCAGCGGCGACUGGAAGAACCACUUCACGGUGGCACAGAGCGAGGCCUUCGACCGUGUCUACCGAGAGCAGAUGCGGGGGAUGCCCGCCUUCCCUUGGGACAAGGACCUGGAGGACAAUGGCCUGGACCCCGAGCCUGGACCCGAGACGUCCCCCGGCUCCAGCAAGGACUCCGAAUCCCCCCACCAGUGACCCUGACAAUAAAAGCUUAGCCGCACCCGGUCCUUGAUGCUUUCGGGCGGGCAGACUCGGGAGGUG